CAGGCAGCAGAGCAGAGCAGCACGCAGUGCCCACCUAUGCUCGCCACGAUGCUCAACACUACGCUCUCUGCUUGCUUCCUGAGCCUGCUGGCCCUCACCUCUGCCUGCUACUUCCAGAACUGCCCAAGAGGAGGCAAGAGGGCCACAUCCGACAUGGAGCUGAGACAGUGUCUCCCCUGCGGCCCCGGCGGCAAAGGGCGCUGCUUCGGGCCGAGCAUCUGCUGCGCGGACGAGCUGGGCUGCUUCCUGGGCACCACCGAGGCGCUGCGCUGCCAGGAGGAGAAUUACCUGCCCUCGCCCUGCCAGUCUGGCCAGAAGCCUUGCGGAAGCGGAGGCCGCUGCGCCGCCGCGGGCAUCUGCUGCAGCGAUGAGAGCUGCGUGGCCGAGCCCGAGUGCCGAGAGGGUUUUUUCCGCCUCACCCGCGCUCGGGAGCAGAGCAACGCCACGCAGCUGGACGGGCCCGCCCGGGAGCUGCUGCUUAGGCUGGUACAGCUGGCUGGGACACGAGAGUCCGUGGAUUCUGCCAAGCCCCGGGUCUACUGAGCCAUCGCCCCCCACGCCUCGCCCCUACAGCAUGGAAAAUAAACUUUUAAAAAAUGCA
Molecule: messenger RNA, 601 nt
Organism: Rattus rattus (black rat)
Lineage: Eukaryota; Metazoa; Chordata; Mammalia; Rodentia; Muridae
Gene: Avp
Product: arginine vasopressin
Exons: 3
Coding region: 37-543 (168 amino acids)
Cellular component (GO): secretory granule; extracellular region
Molecular function (GO): neurohypophyseal hormone activity
Source: RefSeq, a predicted model, not a curated record